This is a messenger RNA of Mycetomoellerius zeteki, 2462 nucleotides long. RefSeq names its product ATP-dependent RNA helicase vasa. The transcript has 4 exons. Gene Ontology annotation, molecular function: nucleic acid binding; RNA helicase activity; ATP binding. The record is from RefSeq and is a predicted model, not a curated record. The coding region runs from base 213 to 2366 and encodes 717 amino acids. Lineage: Eukaryota; Metazoa; Arthropoda; Insecta; Hymenoptera; Formicidae.
UGAACCGGGGCUCUCUCUGAACGCAGAUCUCUCUCGCAGUUCGUUCCAACGUCACGGAUAGCUUGGUUUUCUUUGAUACGUGUAGGAUUACGACUAUCUCGACAUACGACGCCAGUUGCUGACUAGUGUUAAACUACUCGUCCGGUGUUCUGGGAUAUCACAAGGAAAGACAGGGAAAUUCCGACAAGGUGUUACCAAAGACAGAGGUAAAAAUGGCUGAGGAACAGUGGGGGAUUGACGACACGUUAGAUUUUGGUCAGGUGCCAGUUAAUAUGUCUUCCUUUGAAGAAGGACGCGCCCCUUGCCGUGGUAAAGGACGUGGUGCAAUAUUAUACAACAACAAUAACACAAAUUACAGUGGAGGAGGUUCCUAUAAUAGUAAACAAACAAAUGAAGAAAAUUAUGAUAGUAAUACCUACAACGAAGAUAAUGAAAAUAAUAGAUAUAAUGGCGAUAAUAGUAAUAAAUUUGGAGGAGGCAACAGACAAGACAAUGAUAGGCGUUAUGGAAAUAACAGAGGUAACAAUGAUCGUAGGUGGCAAGGCAAUAAGGAUGAUAGGGACAAUAGUAGGCGAAACAACGAUGAUAAUGAUGAAACUGAAGAUAAUGGCUUCAACAGAAGUUAUCAGAACGAUAGAAAGGACAGACCCAGGAGAGAUAGAGAUGAAAAUAGAGGUGGAAGAGGUGGCGGUUAUGGCAGAAACAGAGAUGGCGAUGAUAAUGACAGAGGUGGAAGAGGUGGUGGUUACGGUAGAAACAGGGAUGGCGAUGAUAAUGACAGAGGUGGAAGAGGCGGUGGUUACGGUAAAAAUAGAGGUGACGAUGAUAAUGAUGGCGAAAACAGGAGACGCAGAAGAAACGAUGAUGAGUCCAAAGAAGGUGACGAUAAAGAACCAAAGAAAAGGGAGAUUUAUAUUCCACCAGAGCAACCUGAUGAUGAAAAUUCCUUAUUUGGAAACGAUGUAACAAUGGGAAUAAACUUCGCUAAAUAUGAUGAUAUUGAAGUAAAAGUGAGCGGUGAGAAUGGACCGCGUCCAAUACAAUCCUUCGAUCAAUCUGGCCUUAGAACUAUCCUGUUGGAAAAUAUCAAAAAGUCAGGUUAUACAAAACCUACUCCUGUUCAAAAGUACGCCAUUCCAAUUGUAAUGAACGGCCGGGACUUGAUGGCUUGCGCGCAAACAGGUUCGGGAAAAACUGCGGCAUUUGUAGUUCCUAUCUUACACACUCUGUUAGAAAAUCCAAAAGAUUUAAUUAAAACGUCCACUUCCUGCGAACCACAAGUAAUUAUUAUAUCGCCUACACGUGAGCUUACAUCACAGAUUCAUCAGCAAGUCAAGAAAUUUUCUUUAGGUUCUAUCAUACGUGCCGAGCUUGCUUAUGGAGGAACAUCGGUUAUGCAUCAAUCAAAUAGAGUGCUCAACGGUUGCCAUAUUCUAGUUGCAACUCCAGGUAGACUGUUAGAUUUUAUGGGACGAGGCAAGAUUCGACUUUCUUCCUUACGUUUUCUUGUACUGGAUGAAGCUGACAGAAUGCUUGAUAUGGGUUUCCUGCCCGAUAUUGAAAAGUUAAUAGAUCAUGAAACAAUGGCACCUGCAGAAGAAAGACAGACACUUAUGUUUUCCGCUACAUUCCCAAAUGAAAUACAAGAACUCGCGGGUCGAUUUUUACGAAAUUAUUUAUUCCUCGCAGUUGGGAUUGUCGGUGGUGCUUGCGCUGACGUAGAACAGAACUUUUAUCAAGCAUCUGGUCAGUCUGAAAAGCGAAAAUUGCUGAAAGAAUUGAUAGAGAAACAAAAUCAACUAGGAAAUAUAGAAGGUACUUUAGUAUUCGUUGAACAGAAAAGACAUACGGACUUUAUCGCGGCCUUCUUAUCGGAGAGCAAUUUUCCAACAACAAGUAUCCAUGGCGAUAGAUUACAAAGAGAACGAGAAGAAGCUCUAUAUGAUUUCAAACGAGGAAAAAUGUUGAUUUUGGUGGCAACGGCGGUUGCCGCGCGAGGCUUAGAUAUUAAAAAUGUCUCUCAUGUAAUUAACUUCGAUUUGCCAAAGACGAUCGACGAAUAUGUUCAUAGAAUCGGACGAACUGGUCGGGUUGGAAAUCGCGGCAAAGCAACUUCAUUUUUUGAUUCAAGUACUGAUCUUCCUCUCACUGAUGAUUUGAUCAAAAUUUUGAAACAAGCUGGUCAACCGAUACCUGACUGGUUAGAAUCCGGUGGCAAUGGCGGGAGCAGAACCUUCAUGCCAGGAAAGGGAAGGAGAUUCGGCGGGGAAGAUAUUAGAGGCAACAAGAAUGCAUAUGGUGAUGAGAUGUAUGAAGACGUUGGUUAUGCACCUCCUGUACAAGCAGAACCGGAAGAAGAAUGGUAGAAAUUAGAAGUUUCAUAUUUAUUUUACACAAUGUGUAAAAUACUACUUUGCUUUCUUUAAUUUUAAAAAGUACAAUAACUUCCACAGGUGCUAUCA